Messenger RNA from Alternaria burnsii, 5739 nucleotides. RefSeq lists its product as uncharacterized. Gene Ontology annotation, cellular component: cytoplasm. The transcript is spliced from 8 exons. The coding region runs from base 1 to 5739 and encodes 1912 amino acids. NCBI's taxonomy places the organism in Eukaryota, Fungi, Ascomycota, Dothideomycetes, Pleosporales, Pleosporaceae. Gene Ontology annotation, molecular function: transmembrane transporter activity; ATP binding; ATP-dependent chromatin remodeler activity. The record is from RefSeq and is a predicted model, not a curated record. Gene Ontology annotation, biological process: transmembrane transport.
AUGUCAGCCUCCACCUUCAAGAACAAAGUCAGCAUCACACACAUAGGAACGGCUACUGCCAUCCUCGAUAUUGAUGGCAUCAUCUUCCUUACCGACCCCUUCUUCUCCCCUGCCGGUACUGAGUGGAACGACGUCGCAGCCCUCAAAGUUCACGAUGACCCCGCUCUGAAGCUGGAAGAACUACCGCACAUCGACGCUGUUUUCCUGAGUCACGAGAACCACCCCGAUAACCUCGAUGAGUUCGGACGUCGACUCCUCGACGGCCGUCACGUAGUAACAACCAACGAUGGCGCAAAGAACCUCGCCCCCCGACCCAGUGUUCUUGGUUUCAGCGACUGGCAAGAGAGAGAUGUUCGCAUCGCAGGAAAAAUAUUUCACAUCACUGCCACGCCCUGCAAGCACUGGCCUGGACACGAAUGCGUCGGAUUCGUUGUACACACUGAGGACUUUGGAGUGGCAGCUGACGGUCGCCCGAACGCCAUCUACUUCUCUGGUGACACCGUAUACAUCGAGAAGCUGGCGAAGAUCGCAGAAGAAUACCACAUCACCGUCGCCCUCAUGAAUUGUGGUAAAGCAACCUUCUACGAGUUCACCGAUGAGGGAAAGCCGGGUCAGCCAGGCGAUUGUUUACAGAUCACCAUGGAUGGCCGACAGGCUGCUCGUCUCCUGAAGGAUCUCAACGCAGAUGUGCUUGUUCCUAUGCACUACGAGUCGUGGGAUCAUUUCAAACAAGGUGGAAAUGAGCUCGCGCAGGAAUUCAAAGAGGAAGGCGUCCUGGAGAAGCACACCAUGUUUGGGAGCAAAGCUGUGGGAGACGAUGAGAGCAAGGUAUACUCGACAACACCAGAUCAUGACCAAGCAGUACAUGAGGAUGCAGGAUCGGCGGCUUUGGCGGCUUCGAGGGUGAGUGUCAAGGACCAACUCCAUGAGGGAGAAGUUGCUCAAGCAGCACCCGAAGGAGGCUUAGUAGCCUGGCUGGCAGUCGUGGCUUUCUUCCUCGCCAUCAUGAACACAUGGGGCAUGAUAAUAUCCUACGGUGUCUUCCAAACCUACUACGUCUCCACACUCCACAAAACACGGUCCGACGUCGCCUGGGUAGGCUCCAUAGCCGUCUUCCUUCUCUUCUUCACCGGUAUUGUCAGCGGGCGUCUCACAGACGCAGGCCACUACCGCUAUGUCACAGCCACUGGUGCGUUUCUGGUUGUACUAGGUACUUUCAUGACUUCUCUGAGCGAGACUUACUGGCAAGUUCUCCUCGCUCAGGGCGUCUGCACGGGUCUUGGGAAUGGGUGUUUGCUUACGCCCAUGUCAACGCUUGUUACGACGUAUUUCAGGAGAAGGCUGCCGCUUGUUACGGGCAUUGCAGCGUGUGGGAGUGUGACUGGGGGACUCAUUUACCCUAGUAUGGUGAGAACGCUGUUGCCGAGUAUUGGCUUUGGAUGGACAUUGAGAGCGAUCGGGUUUAUACAGUUGGGUACUUUUGCGGUUGCGCUGGUGUGUGGGAAGCCGAAGAGAGCAGCGCGGAAGUUGGGUCCGCUGUUGGAUGUGUCGGUCUUUAGGGAAACUGCAUUCAACUUACUCCUCGUAGGAUCCUUUUUGGCCUUCUUGGGCGUCUUCUUCCCAUUCUUCUUCCUCAGUUCGUAUGCGCGAGAGAAGCGAGGAAUGUCAUACACCGACUCUCUCAACCUUACCCUGGUUUUGAAUGGCAUUGGAUUUGCAGGUCGGCUGCUACCCAGUUUGAUUGCCCGAUACUGCGGUACCAUGAAUGUCUACAUAACAUUCAUUUUCUGCUCUGCGCUAUGCAUGUAUACCUGGAUACCGGUACACUCGACUCCCGGGCUAUACGCGUGGACAACUUUCUACAGUCUCUCUGUCGGAGGAGUCCAGUCGCUCUCCCUAACGAUCGUCCCCAUCAUUAUCUCGGAUACGUCAAAGAUGGGAGCCUCGUUUGGCAUCGUGUUCGCGGCUAUUGGAAUUGGCGCGUUACUGGGUUCUCCGUCGGUCUGCAGGAACACCAACAAAGCGACCAGUCUGGAUGAGUCGAUGAGCCAAAGCACCCAGCGAAAAUACCGUGCGCCUUUUCGACCGAUUGAUACCUUCUCCUCCGCUCAAAAGCCUGCCUUCAAGACACCAGCGGCCACCAAGCCCACGUACACAUCCGACGAUAGCGACUACCCUCACGAACAGUCGACUUCCCUACUCGGCGAUUCAAGCAACCUCUUCGACGACAUUGAGAGCCCUGCGAGCCACACGAAACAGAAGGCCGACCUCCAACACAGACUCAAGAUGGUGCGUGAGAGAGAGCCUCCCGUGGCUCCCCCACCACGAGAUGGAACGGCGCCCCCACCAAAGCCUCUACAAGACCUCAGAAAUACAGCACCGCAGUUUGGAGAGACUAGCCCGUUGAGGAACCCUCUGAAGAAGGACCGCAGCAAAGAGUUUGCUCACCUCUUCAACAAGCCCAAGCCAGGACAGAUGCGGCCGGAGCAUAGCCAGACGACCAAGCUGCCUUCGCAAUACUCUGCAGCUUCUAGGCCGUCGCAGCAUUCAGCUGCUAGCGGUUUCACCGAUCCUCUGCAGCGGCCCUUCAAGGUCCCGUCUAUUUCGUCAAGUUCACGUUACAGCACGGCGUCUACCUCAUCGACUGGUUCAGACAUCUUCGAAAUUCCCGCCUCCCAGUUCCAACCUAGACCGUCCCAAGGCGGCCCUGUACCUAUCGCCCGACCAUACAACCCCGCAGCCAAGACUAGUCUUCCACCUCCGCGACCCAUCUAUUCCUCUAUGGGCCACGCCGAUAACUUCGCGCCGUUGAACAAAGGAACACACAACCCGCUACAACAAGCGCGUCAGACAGUGAUAUUGGACGAUGAAGACAACUUUGACCCAGAUGAGGCCAUCCGAAGAGAGGGUAGUCGAUUUGGCGAGCCAGAUCCACACGCCUACGUCGACCCUGCUGCGACUAGCGAGAACAUCAAGGCGCUACUUGAGGGCGCAUUUGAUGAGGAAAACGAGAAGAUUCCCAGGACGCGUCUUCGUAAGAAGAAGAAGCAACAAGAGGAAGACGUUGGCAACUCUCUAGCUGACCGGUUACAAGCGCUUGCCGUUAAGGACGAGGAAGCUAAAGCCGAGGCUGAACCGGAAGAAGACGAAGAAGAAGAUGAUGGCACAGUGGAAGGUCUCAAAGUGAAGCUCUUGCCUCACCAGGUCGACGGUGUGGCUUGGAUGAUCGAGAAGGAGACUGGCAAUCACAACAAGAAGGCGAAGUUGCCAAAGGGCGGUAUAUUAGCAGAUGACAUGGGUCUCGGAAAGACUGUACAGUCCCUUGCGCUCAUUCUCUCAAACCCUCGACCGGAAAAGGGCGUAGAGCCAGAGAACAAGAAGAACAAGAUCUCCGAUUCCACCGGCAAGGGCACUCUCGUCAUUGCUCCACUAGCACUGAUCAAGCAAUGGGAAGCUGAGAUCAAGGACAAAGUCACCAAGUCGCACGCUCUCAAAGUCCUCGUACACCAUGGCCCCAACCGCACAGAAUCAGCCGAGAAGCUAAAGCAAUAUGAUGUUGUCAUCACCACCUUCAACAGCUUGGCGACCGACUUUGCGAAAUGUGGUGACGGCCCCGAUGGUCUCAAGAAGGGCUGUUUCGCCGUGUCAUGGUAUCGCAUCAUGCUGGACGAGGCGCAUACCAUCAAGAACCGCACCACGAAAAUGGCCAAGGCUUGUUACGAGCUGCGCUCGCAUUACCGAUGGUGCCUUACUGGUACACCAAUGCAGAACAACAUCGACGAGCUACAGAGUUUGAUCAAGUUCCUUCGUAUACAACCGUACUGUGAGCUUUCGGCUUGGAAGGACUCUAUAGCGCAACCAAUGAAGAACGGUCGAGGCAACCUUGCUAUGAAGCGACUGCAGGUAUUCCUGCGUGCUUUUAUGAAGCGUCGCACUAAGGACGUACUGCGCAAAGACGGUGCAUUGAACUUUGGUGGCAAAGCUAAGGAAGGUGAGGAGCGGCCGGCUUUCCACAUUGUUGCGCGAAACGUCGAGACCAUCAUAGGAGAGUUCACCACCAAAGAGCGCAUCUUCUACGACCGGUUACGAGAUCGCACACAAGCUCGUCUUGACGAGAUGAUGGGUGGUGAGAAGCAGGAUUAUAUUGGAGCGUUGGUGUUGCUCCUUCGCCUGCGCCAGGCUUGUAAUCAUCCGAACCUCACAAAAAGCAAUGUCAAGGGUGACAAGGACGCUUUGACUACCGGUUCGAAUUCGAACGCUGUAGCUGGCCUCCAGACUCCUAGGAAGGCUGCAGCCAAAGACGAUGCCGACGACCUAGCAGAUCUUCUGGGUGGACUUAGCGUUGCGGCAAAGCGCUGUGACAUAUGCCAGAACCACCUCAAUAGUGAUAACACAGCUGCCGGUGGAGCGCGUUGUACGGAGUGCGAGGAAGAUCUUCUAGGGUCUACUAAGAAGUCUAAGAAGCACAAGUCGAAGAAAGACCGCAAACAUAAGCACAAGAAUGGCAAGUCCAAAAAGCACCGACAAGCAAAACCAGUCAUAGAGUCUGAUGACGAAGAAGAGGAGCAAAAGCCAGCCGCCUCAAAGCAUUCUCGCAAUCGCCGCGUCGUUGUCGAUAGUGACGACGAAGAAGAGGAGGGUGAAUGGCUCGUUCCUGAGGACCAGCAACAUGCUGAAGAUUUGGGCAAGGCUGGUGGCACCGACGACGAGAAUGCUGAAGGAGGCGGCGAUACGCUUGCUACUGUCGACUCAGAUACAUCUGCGGAUGAGGAUGAGAGCAGGAGCAAUCUGGAUUCUUUUGUCGUUCAUGACACCGACAGCGAAGACGAAGCGCCUGUUGCUCGUAAGAAGCUACUCAAGAAGCCACAAAAGGUCGUCAGCCUUGACUCUGAUGAAGAAGAUGAAGAGGCAGACAGUGAGGACGCCGACAGCGAAAGCGGCAGUGGUUCAGACGCCUCAGACUCUGAGUCCGAUUCAGAAGCCUCGGCCUCAGAAUCCGAGACCUCAGAAGCCUCUUACAACGCCUCGGACCUAGUACCAUCAACCAAGAUCCGGCAACUACUCGCGAUCCUCGAAAAGGAGACUGAUGAACACAAGGUCAUCGUCUUCUCACAAUUCACCUCCAUGCUCGACCUCAUUGAACCCUUUUUGCAACGCGCAGGUUACAACUUCACCCGCUACGACGGCAGCAUGCGUAACGACCUCCGCGAAGCAAGUCUCCAGAAGUUACGUGAAGACAAGCGUACACGCGUCCUGCUUUGUAGUUUGAAAUGUGGUAGUCUCGGUCUCAACCUCACAGCCGCAAGUCGCGUUGUUAUCAUGGAGCCGUUUUGGAACCCCUUCGUAGAAGAACAAGCGAUUGAUCGUGUCCACCGUCUUAACCAGACCGUCGACGUAACAGUCUACCGCCUCUCCAUCCACAACUCCGUCGAAGAGCGCAUUCUCGAAUUACAAGAGGCCAAGCGUAAACUCGCUAAUGCGGCCAUCGAAGGUGGCAAGGCGAUUAAGAACUUGACGAUGAAGGAUAUGAUGGCGUUGUUUAGUCGGGAGAGCGAGUAUGAUCGCAAGCAUGAUGAUGAUGCCAAGGAUAUGGAAAUGUAUGGCAGGAGGAAGGUGUUGGAUGGAGACGAUGAUGACGAUAGAGGGGAGGAGGUUGUCAGGAAGAGUAGGAAGGCGGGAAGUCUGGGUUUCAAGAGGACGGAGAGGAGGGCGGAGGCGGGUGCUUAUGGACGGCGUUGA